ACGACCUUGCCCAAAGGGCCACCGUUUUCUCAGCACAUUGUGAGAUCAAGUACCACUUCGUAAGAUUUCUUGAUUUCCGAAAACUAUUCUGCCUUAUACUCAAUAUGGGAUUCUUGAAGACCUUGGGAGAGAAGGCCGACAAAGUGGCGUUGUCUAUCACAAACACAAUGGCUGAUAGCCGCUCUUAUUAUUCCGGUGGCCCCGAUUGUGUCGCAGCAGAAAGUGUCCCUCGAGAUUCCAAGGGACAACGGGACCCCCCUCCACGCAUAUCCAAGAUGACAUGGGCAGAGACUCUUGAGGUAGAGAAGGCAGCCAAAGAGAAGCAAGCUGAUCUUGUCAAAUGAUUUAGUCUCUGAGCUAAGAGAUUGGUUGACAAAUCUCGUUGUAUGGCGAACCCCACAUAGCCUGGCUGAGGACAAGAUGGA
This is a messenger RNA of Colletotrichum phormii, 425 nucleotides long. RefSeq lists its product as uncharacterized. The record is from RefSeq and is a predicted model, not a curated record. Bases 105 to 344 code for a protein of 79 amino acids. NCBI's taxonomy places the organism in Eukaryota, Fungi, Ascomycota, Sordariomycetes, Glomerellales, Glomerellaceae. The transcript is spliced from 3 exons.